Messenger RNA from Lipotes vexillifer (Yangtze River dolphin), 3012 nucleotides. RefSeq names its product phosphatidylinositol-4,5-bisphosphate 3-kinase catalytic subunit delta (gene PIK3CD). NCBI's taxonomy places the organism in Eukaryota, Metazoa, Chordata, Mammalia, Artiodactyla, Lipotidae. Gene Ontology annotation, cellular component: phosphatidylinositol 3-kinase complex; plasma membrane; cytoplasm. Gene Ontology annotation, biological process: phosphatidylinositol-mediated signaling; phosphatidylinositol-3-phosphate biosynthetic process; cell migration. The transcript has 23 exons. The record is from RefSeq and is a predicted model, not a curated record. Gene Ontology annotation, molecular function: 1-phosphatidylinositol-3-kinase activity; 1-phosphatidylinositol-4-phosphate 3-kinase activity.
AUGCCCCCCGGGGUUGACUGCCCCAUGGAAUUCUGGACCAAGGAGGAGAAUCAGAGCGUGGCCGUUGAUUUCUUGCUGCCCACGGGGGUCUAUCUGAACUUCCCUGUGUCCCGAAAUGCCAACCUCAGCACCAUCAAGAAGCCCUUCCUGCCCGUCCUGCGCCUGGUGGCCCGCGAGGGUGACCGCGUGAAAAAGCUCAUCAACUCGCAGAUCAGCUUGCUCAUCGGCAAAGGCCUCCACGAGUUUGACUCCUUGCAAGACCCGGAGGUGAAUGAAUUCCGAGCCAAGAUGUGCCAGUUCUGCGAGGAGGUGGCCGCGCACCGGCAGCAGCUGGGCUGGGAGGCCUGGCUGCAGUACAGCUUCCCCCUGCAGCUGGAGCCCUCGGCGCGGAGCUGGGGGCCGGGCACCCUGCGCGUCCCCAACCGGGCCCUGCUCGUCAACGUCAAGUUCGAGGGCAGCGAGGAGAGCUUCACCUUCCAGGUGUCCACCAAGGAUGUGCCCCUGGCACUGAUGGCCUGUGCGCUCCGGAAGAGGGCCACGGUGUUCCGGCAGCCGCUGGUAGAGCAGCCCGAGGGCUACACGCUGCGGGUGAACGGGAAGCAGGAGUACCUGUACGGCAGCCACCCCCUCUGCCAGUUCCAGUACAUCUGCAGCUGCCUGCACAGCGGGCUGACCCCCCACCUGACCAUGGUGCACUCCUCUUCCAUCCUCGCCAUGCGGGACGAGCAGAGCAACCCCGCCCCCCAAGCCCAAAAGCCACGCGCCAGGCCGCCCCCCGUUCCUCUGAAGAAGCCCGCCUCGGUGUCCCUGUGGUCCCUGGAGCAGCCUUUCUGCAUUGAGCUGAUCCAGGGCAGCAAAGUGAAUGCCGAUGAGCGGAUGAAGCUGGUGGUGCAGGCCGGCCUCUUCCACGGCAACGAGACGCUGUGCAAGACGGUGUCCAGCUCGGAGGUGAGCGUGUGCUCGGAGCCUGUGUGGAAGCAGCGGCUGGAGUUCGACAUCAACGUCUGCGACUUACCGCGCAUGGCCCGCCUCUGCUUCGCGCUCUACGCCGUGAUCGAGAAGGCCAAGAAGGCUCGCUCCACCAAGAAGAAAUCCAAGAAGGCGGACUGCCCCAUCGCCUGGGCCAACCUCAUGCUGUUUGAUUACAAGAACCAGCUCAAGACUGGCGAGCGCUGCCUCUACAUGUGGCCCUCUGUCCCAGACGAGAAAGGGGAGCUACUGAACCCCUGUGGGACCGUGCGGAGUAACCCCAACACUGAGAGCGCAGCUGCCCUGGUCAUCUUUCUCCCUGAGGUGGCCCCCCACCCUGUAUACUACCCUGCCCUGGACAAGAUCCUAGAGCUGGGGCGGCAUGGGGAGCACGGGCGCUUCACGGAGGAGGAGCAGCUGCAGCUGCGGGAGAUCCUGGAGCGCCGGGGGUCCGGGGAGCUAUACGAGCACGAGAAGGACCUGGUGUGGAAGAUGCGGCACGAGAUCCAGGAGCACUUCCCCGAGGCGCUGGCCCGGUUGCUGCUGGUCACCAAGUGGAACAAGCACGAGGACGUGGCCCAGAUGCUCUACCUGCUGUGCUCCUGGCCCGAGCUGCCCAUCCUGAGCGCCCUGGAGCUGCUGGACUUUAGCUUCCCUGACCGCCACGUGGGCUCCUUUGCCAUCAAGUCCCUGCGGAAACUGACGGACGACGAGCUUUUCCAGUACCUGCUGCAGCUGGUGCAGGUGCUCAAGUACGAGUCCUACCUCGACUACGCCUAGAGCCCGUGCUCCGCCACAAGANNCCUGCUGGACCGGGCCCUGGCCAAUCGCAAGAUCGGCCACUUCCUCUUCUGGCACCUGCGCUCCGAGAUGCAUGUGCCCUCGGUGGCCCUGCGCUUUGGCCUCAUCAUGGAGGCCUACUGCAGGGGCAGCACCCAUCACAUGAAGGUGCUGAUGAAGCAGGGGGAAGCGCUGAGCAAGCUGAAAGCCCUGAACGAUGUCGUCAAAGUGAGCUCCCAGAAGACCACCAAGCCCCAGACCAAGGAGCUGAUGCAUCUGUGCAUGCGCCAGGAGACCUACCUGGAGGCCCUCUCCCACCUGCAGUCCCCGCUCGACCCCAGCACCCUGCUGGCUGAAGUCUGCGUGGAGCAGUGCACCUUCAUGGACUCCAAGAUGAAGCCCCUGUGGGUCAUGUACAGCAAUGAGGAAGCGGGCAGCGAUGGCACCGUGGGCAUCAUCUUUAAGAACGGGGAUGACCUCCGCCAGGACAUGCUGACCCUGCAGAUGAUCCAGCUGAUGGAUGUUCUGUGGAAGCAGGAGGGCUUGGACCUGAGGAUGACCCCUUACGGCUGCCUCUCCACCGGGGACCACACAGGCCUCAUCGAGGUGGUGCUUCACUCAGACACCAUCGCCAACAUCCAGCUGAACAAGAGCAACAUGGCGGCCACGGCGGCCUUCAACAAGGAUGCUCUGCUCAACUGGCUCAAGUCCAAGAACCCUGGGGACGCCCUGGAUCGAGCCAUUGAGGAGUUCACCCUCUCCUGCGCUGGCUACUGUGUGGCCACAUACGUGCUGGGCAUCGGCGAUCGGCACAGCGACAACAUCAUGAUCCGAGAAAACGGGCAGCUGUUCCACAUUGAUUUCGGCCACUUUCUGGGGAAUUUCAAGACCAAGUUUGGAAUCAACCGUGAGCGAGUCCCAUUCAUCCUCACCUAUGACUUUGUGCACGUGAUCCAGCAGGGGAAGACAAAUAAUAGUGAGAAAUUUGAAAGAUUCCGGGGCUACUGUGAGAGGGCCUACACCAUCCUGCGGCGCCACGGGCUGCUCUUUCUCCACCUCUUUGCCUUGAUGCGGGCGGCAGGCCUGCCCGAGCUCAGCUGCUCCAAAGACAUCCAGUACCUCAAGGAUUCUCUGGCAUUGGGGAAGACGGAGGAGGAGGCUCUAAAGCACUUCCGGGUGAAGUUUAACGAAGCCCUCCGGGAGAGCUGGAAAACCAAAGUGAACUGGCUGGCCCACAACGUGUCCAAAGAUAACAGGCAAUAG